Messenger RNA from Dermatophagoides pteronyssinus (European house dust mite), 1745 nucleotides. RefSeq names its product Y+L amino acid transporter 2-like. Gene Ontology annotation, cellular component: membrane. Lineage: Eukaryota; Metazoa; Arthropoda; Arachnida; Sarcoptiformes; Pyroglyphidae. Gene Ontology annotation, biological process: amino acid transmembrane transport. The record is from RefSeq and is a predicted model, not a curated record. Gene Ontology annotation, molecular function: L-amino acid transmembrane transporter activity.
UUCUUAAAUAUCAUUUUUCUUUUUGGUAUUUUUUUUUUUGUUUCAUAUAAAAACAUCUUGUCAUCAUCAUCAUUAUGACAAUAUUAUUAUCUGAAAGUGAUGAUCAUCAUCAUACACCAUCAUAUGGAACAAUGGAUGUUUUUAAUCAAUCCGAUUCAUUAACAAGAAAACGUUCCGUUAUUAAUGAUGAUAGUUUAGAUUCGAUAGAAAAAUCAAUCAAUUGGAAAUCAAAUGGAUCACCAUCACCAUCACCAUUUGAUUCAACAUCAUCAACAUCGAAAAAUGGCAAAAUUGCAUUGAAAAAAGAACUUGGCCUACUGAAUGGUGUUGCGAUUAUUGUCGGUAUUAUUGUCGGUAGUGGAAUAUUUGUAUCACCACGUGGUGUAUUACAAGAAGUUGGUUCGGUUGGUCUUUCGUUAGUUGUUUGGGUAUUAUGUGGUUGUUUAUCAACAAUCGGUGCAUUAUGUUAUGCUGAACUGGGAACAUCUAUACCAGAAUCUGGUGGUGAUUAUAUUUACAUACAAAAAGCAUUUGGACCUCUACCGGCUUUUCUAUUUUUAUGGGUUUCCAUAUUGAUUAUACAGCCAGCUGGAAAUGCAAUUGCAGCAAUGACAUUUGCCAAUUAUAUUCUACAAUCAUUAUAUCCAACUUGUAGUCCACCAGAAAAUGCUAUACGUUUGAUUGCUGCAAUUAUUAUCAUUUUAUUAAUAUUUAUCAAUUGUUUCAAUGUAAAAUGGGCAACGCGUGUACAAAAUUCAUUUACAUUUACAAAAAUUAUCGCUUUAUUAUUGAUAAUUGGUUGUGGUUGUUGGAAAUUUUUUGACCCUACAAAUUCCGAUCAAAUUGAACGUACAUUAUCGUAUCCAAAUUCGUUUGAAAAUACAAACGAUUCACCUGGUCAUAUUGCAUUGGCAUUUUAUUCCGGUCUGUUUUCAUAUGCUGGAUGGAAUUAUUUAAAUUUUGUUGUUGAAGAAUUACGUGAUCCAUUUCGUAAUCUGCCACGUGCUAUUUAUAUAUCAUUACCAUUAGUUACAUUAAUCUAUCUUAUGGCAAAUUUGGCAUAUUUUACUGUAUUAACACCGGAAGAAAUUCUAACAUCAAAUGCUGUUGCUGUUACAUUUGGUGAUAGAGUUCUUGGUUCAUUUGCAUGGAUAAUGCCAUUAUCGGUUGCAUUAUCAACAUUUGGCGGUCUGAAUGGUGGUAUAUUUGCAUCAUCAAGAUUAUUUUUUGUUGGUGCACGUCGUGGCCAUCUACCAGAAAGUUUAGCAAUGAUAAAUGUAAAAUAUUUUACACCAAUGCCAAGUUUAAUAUUUCUUGGCCUGUUAUCACUGUUAUACCUUACUACAACUAAAGUAUAUGUACUGAUAAAUUAUGCAACAUUUAUUGAAUCAUCAUCAAUAUUAGCAUCGAUUGGUUCAUUACUUUAUUUACGUUAUCGUGAACCUGAACGUUAUCGUCCAAUUCGUGUACAUCUGGCUAUACCUAUCCUGUUUUUUAUAAUAUGUUUAUUUUUGGUAUUAUUACCAUUUUAUGUUAGUCCUAUGGAAGCUGGUGCUGGUAUUAUUAUCACCAUUACUGGAAUACCUAUUUAUUUGAUUACUAUUUAUUGGAAAUCUAAACCAAAAUCAUUCAUAAAUUCCAUUGGCAAUUUUGUUGUUGUUUGUCGAAUAUCGAUUCUUGGGUUCUUUAAUCUUGGUGGAUUUUUUUUGUUUUAUGAUUAAAUUCUCGUGAAAGUGUAGAAGAAG